Molecule: messenger RNA, 1562 nt
Organism: Mytilus californianus (California mussel)
Lineage: Eukaryota; Metazoa; Mollusca; Bivalvia; Mytilida; Mytilidae
Product: endoglucanase G-like
Exons: 10
Coding region: 1-1533 (510 amino acids)
Biological process (GO): carbohydrate metabolic process
Molecular function (GO): hydrolase activity, hydrolyzing O-glycosyl compounds
Source: RefSeq, a predicted model, not a curated record
AUGGGAACGGAAAUUCGUCAUUCAGCCGACAACAAAGUCCAUUACAUAGUAAACCUAGAUUACAAUGGAAUUCAACAUGCCGGAACUACAUUUGAUUUAACAGUUCGAGGAACUGCUGCAGGUGGAAGUGCACCUACUGCAACGGCAGUUUUGAAAAAUAUGGGAAUUGAUGGGUUUACAGUUCCACCAAUAAUCAACAGUGACGGAACUCCUUAUAAUUAUGAUGAAGUUAUCAAAAAAUCUAUUUUAUUCUAUGCCGCACAGAGAUCUGGAAAACUUCCGGCAGACAACCCUAUACCAUGGCGAAUGGAUUCUGCAUUACAUGACAGUGGAGACAAUGGCGAGGAUUUAACUGGUGGAUGGUAUGAUGCUGGAGAUAAUGUUAAAUUUGGAUUUCCAAUGGCAGCAUCAACCACGUUGCUUUCAUGGAGUCUUCUACAAUACAAAGAUGCUUACCAGGCCAGUGGACAACUUGAUGCUAUGUACGACUGUAUAAGAUGGCCUCUAGAAUGGUUGAUUAAAUGUCAUACAGGAACAAACGAACUUUAUGUUCAGGUAGGAGAUGGUCAAAAGGAUCAUGGCGUUUGGGGCAGACCAGAAGAUAUGAAAAUGGACAGACCAGCUUAUAAAAUCACCGCAAGCAAACCCGGAAGUGACGCAGCUGGAGAGUAUGCUGCUGCUAUGGCUGUUGGUUCUAUACUGUUUAAAGACAAAGAUCCUGCUUUUUCUGCAAAACUCUUAACACACGCAAAACAAAUUUAUGAUUUCGCAAAAACUUACCAAGGAAAAUACAGUGUUAGUGUUACUGAAGCAGCUGCUUAUUACAGUUCCGAUAACUUUGCUGAUGAAUUAUCUUGGGCAGCUGUAUGGCUUUACAUGGCAACCAAUGUGUCUCAAUACCUGACUGAUGCAGAAAGUUUUUACCUGCCAGGACCAGCAUGGGGUCAAUCAUGGGAUGACAAAAAUGCGGGAAAUAUGAUAUUGUUGUAUAAAAUAACAAGCAAAGACAAAUAUAAGCACGACAUUGAAGCAACAUUUACCAAUUGGUUACCUGGUGCUACACUAGCAGGACGAAUUCCCUACACUGCUAAAGGGCUGGCCUUCAGAUCAGUAUGGGGAUCACUUAGAUAUGCUUCAAAUAUGGCUUUCAUGGCAUUGUUGGCUGCUGAAACAGGAUUGCAUCCAACAGAAUAUAGAAAAUGGGCAAAAAGUCAAAUUGGAUAUGCUCUAGGAGAUACUGGAAGAAGUUUUGUAGUUGGGUUUGGUGUAAACCCACCUACACAGCCCCAUCAUAGAGCAAGUUCAUGUCCAAUGAUCCCUGCUCCAUGUUCAUGGGCUAAUCAACAGGAAAAAGGAGCAAAUCCACACACAUUAUAUGGCGCUUUGGUUGGUGGUCCUGAUCAAAAUGACAAGUAUACAGAUAGCAGGAACAAUUAUAUCAAUAACGAAGUGGCGUGUGAUUACAAUGCCGGUUUCCAGGGUGCUGUUGCAGGUCUGAAAUCGCUUCAUCUGAGGAACAUUCUAGACAAAUAAGAAAUAAAACAAUAAUAAUAGUAAAACAA